Messenger RNA from Osmerus eperlanus (European smelt), 7885 nucleotides. RefSeq names its product ubiquitin carboxyl-terminal hydrolase 31-like. NCBI's taxonomy places the organism in Eukaryota, Metazoa, Chordata, Actinopteri, Osmeriformes, Osmeridae. Gene Ontology annotation, molecular function: cysteine-type deubiquitinase activity. The record is from RefSeq and is a predicted model, not a curated record. Bases 667 to 4581 code for a protein of 1304 amino acids. Gene Ontology annotation, biological process: protein deubiquitination. The transcript has 17 exons.
UCGGUGACUACAGAUGGAGACAGGGAGAAGCGGCCUUGCGAUGAAUCUCAACGAGGAGGAAAACAAGUCAUAAUAGAAUGAGACACCACUCCCAACUUCGCGAACGGAGCACCGAAACAUGUACAUUUCACUGCUCUUAUACAACGGAUAGUUCUACCCCGAAUGGAGGGACUAGUGGACGGCGCUUCCCUUCGGGCUUUCUGGGGGCUGCACAUUUGGGCAGAGCUUCUACAAGCGCGUCUACGAUAGAGGCGAUUUAGGGAGGACAUCAACGGAUCUCAACAUCAGCCAGACAUGAGUUUUGUUUACUAUUGAGGGUGAACAUAUCGUCUGAAGACGUGAAAUAAGGAAUGUAUGGGUGGAGCUGCGGUUUGUUUAAUAAAACAUGAGGAGCACCGCUUGGUACACUGUGGUCCCAAUUUAUGGAGUGAUUUAUCGCUUUGGAUGCUUGAGCAUCAUGACCCACUGACGUUUCCGAAGAGAGCGCAUUGUUUUGGAUCCCAGAGGUGACAACAGAAUGCCAUUCCAAUGAGGUGAUAUCUUAAUAUGAACAUUUGCUGGACCAUCCAUACACUGCUGGUUGGCUGAUGAAGUAAUUGACAAGAUAUUAGGCUAUAUUUGCUGGAAUCUAGGCCACAUAUUGGGAAAACCAGCACGAUUUCAACCAUGUCGAAAGCUGCCACAAAAGAGAAGAAAUCCUUCAGCAAGAAGCUUUUCCGGAGGGGCUCGGUGCGCUCCGUGGGGAGCUUUAUGAACCGAGUUCUCCGGACUCUUUCCACUUUGUCCCACUUCGGUAACGAGGAGCACGCCGCAGACGAUGAGAAGGACGACGCAACUUUCAUCCAGACCACAACAGGGGGUUCGGUCCCCUCUGACGAUAGCGACUGCGGCGGAUUUCUCUUCGGGGACAAGGUCCCCGGGGUUGCAGGACUCAAGAACCAUGGCAACACUUGUUUCAUGAACGCUAUUUUACAAUGCUUGAGCAAUACCGAGCUCUUUGCCGAAUAUCUAGCCUUAGAACAGUUUCGCGGAGAGGAAGUAAACGACAAAGCAAAGUCGAAUGGUUUGUUGUUGCAAAAGAAGCCACCGCAGGAUACAGGUGAAGUCACUGAACAACUUUCGGGCCUGGUGAGAGCGCUGUGGACCUUUGAGUACACCCCACAACACAGUCGGGAAUUCAAGAAUGUGGUGUCGAAGAGCGCCCUGCAGUUCCGUGGUAACGCCCAGCACGACGCCCAGGAGUUCCUGCUGUGGCUGCUGGAUCGCGUUCACGAGGACCUCAACAACAUCGUCCACCCCUGCAGCAGGCCGCCCAGGAAGCCUACAAUAGAAGAUGAGACUGUCGCUGAAGGAUCUCCAAUGCCAGCUCCAGGCUCCUUCGUCCAGGAGCUGUUCCAGGCUCAAUACAGGUCGUCUCUGACGUGCCCACACUGCCAGAAACAGAGCAACACCUUCGACCCUUUCCUCUGUAUCUCACUGCCCAUCCCGGUACCACACACUCGGCCACUGUACGUGACGGUGGUCUAUCAGGGAAAGUGCUCCCACUGCAUGAGGGUGGGAGUGGCUGUGCCUCUCUCCAGCACCGUGUCCAGACUGAGGAAAGCUGUGGCCCAGGAGACCAAAAUUCCCACCGAACAGAUUGUCCUUACUGAAAUGUACUUUGACGGCUUUCAUCGCUCCUUCUGCAACGAUGAGGACGACCUUGAGAUCAUUCAGGAGAGCGACUCCAUUUUUGCCUUUGAAACACCUGAGCUGUUCAGACCUGAGCAGAUUCGUUCACAGAGGGGUGUUGUAGGAAGUCCACAUGUGAAUCUGAACCAGAACAACCUGAAGUAUGGCACCGACAACAACAGGAUGUCCUCACAAAUACAGGAGGCUGUGACGCCGCCCCAGAGUCCUAAUAAGAACAGCGGGCAGGCUGACAAGAUCGUUCUCCUGGUGUGCAACAGGGCCUGUGCCGGACAGCAAGGCCGCAGGUUUGGAAAUCCGUUUGUGCUGUACUUGGAGCGUACAGUGACCUGGGAUGUUCUCCAGAAGGAGAUUCUAGAGAAGAUGAGACAUCUUUUGCGUCCAGGGGUGCAUGUUCAGGUUGGGCCAUUCAGUUUGCGUGUAGUAGGUGUGGUUGGAAUCACCUAUCUGUUGCCCCAAGAAGAACAGCCCUUGUGUCACCCCUCAGUGGAGAGAGCAUACAAGUCUUGUGGUCCGGGAGGGCCGCCUCAUGUGAAGAUCGUGGUGGAAUGGGACAAGGAGACUAAAGACUACCUGUUCAAACGCACUGAGGAAGAGUACAUCCCGGACUCGGAGAGCGUGCGUCAGAUGAAGGAACAGCACCUGCAGCCGCAGACCUGCUCCAUCGCACAGUGUUUCCAGCUCUACACCAAAGAGGAACAGCUGGCUCCGGACGAUGCCUGGCGGUGUCCACACUGCAAGCAGCUGCAGCAAGGCAGCAUCAAGCUGAGCCUCUGGACCCUGCCAGACAUCCUCAUCCUCCACCUCAAACGCUUCAGACAGGAUGGGGACAGGAGGAUGAAGAUGCAGAACAUGGUGCGUUUCCCCCUGGUGGGCAUGGACAUGGCGCCCCACAUGGUGAAGAGGAGUCAGAGCAGCUGGAGCCUGCCCUCACACUGGUCGCCGUGGAGACGGCCUUAUGGGAUGGGCCGUGACCCCGAGGACUACCUGUACGACCUUUACGCCGUGUGCAACCACCACGGGACCAUGCAGGGAGGACAUUACACAGCUUACUGUAAGAAUUCCAUUGAUGGCCAGUGGUACUGCUUCGACGACAGCGAUGUGCAAGCCAUCGCAGAUGACGAAGUUUGCAAGCAGACUGCCUACAUCCUGUUUUAUCAGAGGCGAGCCACAAUUCCAUCCUGGUCUGCGAACAGUUCUGUGGCAGGUUCCACCAGCUCGUCUCUGUGUGAGCACUGGAUCAGCAGGCUGAUGGGGAGCCGGCCGCCCAGCCAGGCCUCGUCCGGAUCCUCCAGACGCACGUCUUUAGCCUCCCUCUCCGAGUCGGCCGAGUUCGCGGGCGAGCGCAGCGAAGACGAUGGCCUCUCCACUCGCCCAGCAAUGCGGAGCGUUCCCCGGCAGACCUUCUCGUCGCGCUCGUCCAUGGCCAGCCCCCUGGCGCUGAGCGAGAACGGCACCAAGCCCUCCUGGUCGCUCUCGUCCAAGCUCCACCUGCGCUCCAACUCGCCCUCCCGCUUCUCCCUGGAGUCACACUCGUCCUCGCCCACCCUGGAGAGGAUAGGCGAGGCGGCUGAUGACAAGACCUCCUGCUGCAGUGGCUCGGGCAAGUUGGACAGGCCUCCCGGAGGUAAGACCCUAGUGGCUUUGGAAGGUACUGCAGGUGCUAAGAGGCUCCAGGAGCAGUCCCAGCCCAGGGCAGCGGGCCAGGCCGAGCCCAGGUCCGCCAGCCAGACCACGGACAACAAUAACACGACCACAGCCUCAGAGCAGGCCAGUCCAGGGCAUGGCGCCAUCUCCAAGGAGACCAAGCAGCGAGGCACUGGAGGAGGAGGAGGAGACAGCGGAGGGGCGAAGAGGAGCACAGGGAAGUCUGCUCAGGAGGCUGAGAGGAGCCCCAAGAAGCACAGCUCUCCCACGCCUGACCGGUCGCCCUCGAGGUCGCACACCAAGAGCACGGCCGCCGCAGCAGCUUCCUCCAAGGACAAGAGCGACGCUCCCGCCAAAACCAGCAAGACCGCGUCUUCGAAAACGGCCACGCCGGCGAAGAAGGGGACGGGCCACGCCCAGGAGACGCUGCACCCCGACUCGGCGCAGCAGAAGAAGAGAGGCAGCUCGCCGGGCUCACGGAGUGCCCCCCCGCCACGCAAGACGUCCCCCAGAGGGGCCGCGGAGAAGAGCUCAGCGCCCGGCAGGGUGAGAGCAGCUGAACGCAGCACCGGCAGGGAGGCCUCGCGGCCCGGCGCAGCGCCUGAGAAGGGGACGGGCCACGGCGGGGCCUCCUCGAGGGCGAGCGGAGGAGCGGCGCGGGGCGGGGACGCCGGCGCGUCCGCUGGCCGGCCAGACGGCAGGUCAGGCCGGGGGGCGGAGAGUCGGCCGGGUGGGCGGAGCUCCAGCAGCAGCUCGUCCAUGACCAGCCUUCGAUCGCCGAGCGUGGGCGUUCCGCCCGCCAACGCGGCUCCGCCCCCGCCGAGGGGCCCCCGGAGGAACAGCAAGACGGAGGACAAGGGUUUGUCCUUCUUCAAAAGGCAGAAAGAGACACGCAGAUCGACGGAGGGGAAGACCUCCAGCACCGCCAAGGCAGGGGGAGGAGAGGCCAGGGGAAGCCCAGAGGAAGGGGGUGGGGACCUGGUCGGGGACGGGGAAGGGGACGGGGCCGGCAGGAGGUCCCAGCAGGGGGCGUCAGAGGCCCAGAAGAACACGGCCUCGGUCAAAGACAAGGAGUCCUCUAAGACGUCUACCCCAGCCAAGCGCUCGCUUCUGUCCUCCGCCAAGUCCAAGUCUUCGGGAGCUGAUGCGUCCACGCAGGCCAACGGGAAAGACCCUCACAAAAAGAUCAUGCCUUCUAGAAAGAUCCCCAUCAACUCUACACGGACCACCCACAAGUCCAAGUGAAACGCCCGGUGCAGACCCCAGUGACUCGACAGUGCAGCUAGAAUGUUUCUCGACCAACUUCACUGAUCUCCUCGGGGGAGAUGGACCAAUCGAAGCAUCGCCGGCUCAUCAAUCGUCCAUAUGAUUGGCCGCUGCCACACAUGAAUGACAUGUCCGUCACUGUUCACUUUAUUAAAUGAUUCUAUAGGAAUGGAUUUAAACAAAGCACUUUGUAUGGAUUGCAUUGUUUUUGAAGAAUUGUAUUAAUCAUAUGGAUUAUUAUAUAGUAUUAUAUAAAUGUAUGAACUGCACAUGUAAUGUCAUUUUUACCUGGCCCCGUAGCAUACUGUCAUCGUUCAUCUCGGGCAGAUGUGGAAGUGAGUACUUAAGUAGUAGCGAUCAAGAUUGUGAAACGGUUCAAAGUUAGAGAUAAACCCUAUUAAUGACAGCUCAUACAGUGUUAUGGAUCAAAUAUGGACUGCUCAGUCACCAGACUCAAUUACAGACAUGAUAUAACUUUGCACCUGAGAAAGACGACUGGUACACUGGGAAACAUUUCCAAACGAUUUCACAACAUACAGUUUGCGUAAACAGCAGAGAGCCACAUCUGAACAGCAAACUGCAGUGCCUCAGAUAAUCACUCUUUAAUAUUUUUGUGAAACCAAGAAACCCCCAUUUCUUUGUAAGGUAUUUUAUGAACUCUUGACGUAGAUACAUUUGUAUUAAGAUUUUAACAUUAAUUAACCACUGAGAAUCAUUUUCAGUUGCUCAAAGUAGUAGAAAACUUGCAAAGCCAAUUGAAAAGCUCGAAGAUAUAAUAGUUGUAAGUCCAGUCAACACUAUGCCCUUUCAUAAUGUUGACAACAAUACCGAUAUAUCCGCUCAUGGUGGUAGUGAUUGUUUAACCAUAUUUAAGCAGCCUCUAUUUAUCCCAGAUUAGACCUUCUGACCUGCCGUAGUCUAACGGGGACUCAAAACAGCUACAGUAGCAAGACUUAAGCAGUGACAUGGAGGCCCUCUAAUGGCCCCUCAGCCCCCCCUCCUCCCCCCACCGCUGCCCCCCUGGGGGCUGGAGGCCGUCACUGCGGGUGCACAGCGGGGCCUUAAGGGGGGGACCUCCAACACCAACUGCCAUCUUGAAACAUUCCGUAAAAGACAAACACAGGGUUGAUGUAGAAAGCUACACAAACACAACGCUCAUUUCUCUACACAUAUAUUUAACAAGAUAUAUAUAUAUAUAUAUAAAGACUAUUUAACGGAAUGUCUUUAUAGAGCACCGUAUAUGUACAGAUGAUAUAUAUGGUGAGUUCAGACAGGCCUCCUCCCCCUUUGUCUUUCUCUCUCACAUAACAGCUUGUGCACAUUUUUGUCUUAUGCUACCGAGCAGAUGGGAGUCGAAUUCUGAUUCUUCUGAAUGCACUGAAGUACACUGAGAACAGAGAACCGCCAUUACGAAAUGUAUGUCAGCAAUUCUUUGCAUGAUAUAUUGCUAAUGCAUGCACUGAACUAUGCAAGCAACUCUUGCUAAUGUCCACACUGAGUAUGUUAAACAGCUACUUUUCAAUGUGUAUAUAUUUCUAACUAUAUUUCUGUAUAUUUUUCAAAAUGCCAACAUCAGAGAGCAUGUUUAGGCAUACUUCAAUGCUUUGUUUGCACAUUUUCUUCAAAUAUAAAUUUUUGUAUGAAUGAUAGGUACUGCUCAUUCACCCUCUCUAAGUAAAUCAACUCACACGCUAAUAAUUCUUUCUGUAUUGUGUUUGAUUUUUGUCACGUUUUGAUUCCAAACAAUUUGUACAAAGAUAAUGGUUUUUAAAAGGUAGGACUGAUGUCCUGUCCUGGGGGUGUACUUGCACAGCAGGAGAUCCUGUGGGCUCCUGUCCUGUUUGGCCUCCUGCCUCCGCUUGGCUUACUUAACAUUAAAACAGAAUCAAACCCGCGCGUCUGAAUGCAACAUAAAAAAAAACACUCAACAAAUUAAUAGACUACAGAAAUGAAUGUGAAAGCUUACUCUGUUCAGCUACUCGUCCUGGUUCGCUCUGGUAUGUACAGUUAUAACACUGUGUUAUUAGAUUAUGUUCCUGCUGUCAGAUGGUUAAUGUAAACAAACCAUGUGACAGUUGGUGUUUUCCUUUAACCUGCUCAGUGACUGGUGUCUCGCUGUAUGGGUCAGUAUUAAUCAGAGACAUGGUAGAGGAUUCUAACAGUCUCAUCAGUUGGUCCUAUGAUGCCAGAUUGCCUUUCUGUUCAUCAUUUUUUAAACUGAAACACAUUGCUCAUAAGAUCAUUAUGUUCUAAAGGAUAAUCUCCACUUAAAUCCUGUUUGUCUAUAUUGAUAGCAUUUGCAUUUAGUAGACGCUCUUAUCCAGAGCGACUUACAGUAAGUACAGGGACAUUCCCCCCAAGGCAAGUAGGGUGAAGUGCCUUGCCCAAGGACACAACAUCAUUUGACACGGCCGGGAAUCAAACCAGCGACUUUAGGAUUACUAGCCCAAUUCCCUAACCGCUCAGCCACCUGACUCCAUUAGUAGUGACCCACAGCGGAGUCAUGGUGUUGUCUGUCACAUCCCAGAGCUUAACAGUUGGACAGUUGAGGAAUGUGUAUGUUUGCAUGGAUGCAAGGGAGAGUGAGCAGAGACGUCAGGCACCGACAAGUUCCUGUGUAAAAGGUUUUGUUCCAGAUAUUAAAAUCAAACACGUUGAUGCUGUCAGUGCAAUAGUGACGACUUAUGAAAGAAUAUGUAUCAAAAUAUAUACUUACGGAUAUUGAAAUGUGUUUUGCACAUGUAAUACACAUUUUACACCGGCACACUGUGCACAACAAACAGGGUAUUUGACUUUGCAUCAGUGUCUGGUCAUGUUUACUAUUUUAUGGAAGAGUUUGAGAGAUAAGAACGUACACCAGAUUGGGUAGUUAGGGCAGAUUUUUCUACCUCAUGAAUGGCUGCCGAAAUGACAGUAGAUUAAUGCCACCUCAACACGACAGUAUAUAUCUUUGUUCAGUGGGGGAUGUUGGUGGUGAGAAAAAAGGGAGACAUUGAACAGAAUAGUUAUAUGUCUGGUUCAAACAAGCUUGGAAAUCAAUACAUCUUUAUUGUUUGGGUCGAAAUGGUACUGAAAGAGUAAGAUUAAUUGUUUUUGUGCAUGAGAAUGUCAAUGCUUUUAAGUUAGGUUUAUUUUUUACGCUGUGAUAUUUUAAUGAAUGGAAUGCACUUUUAAUGGUCCUUUUUUACUUUUGAAAUAAUUCAUUACUUUGGAGAGAGGUGCAAUGUUUGUAUACAUGCCACUGGUUUAGCAAUGAAAGAAAAGAAUAUCAUAUAAAAAAAUA